Molecule: messenger RNA, 1635 nt
Organism: Cryphonectria parasitica EP155
Lineage: Eukaryota; Fungi; Ascomycota; Sordariomycetes; Diaporthales; Cryphonectriaceae
Exons: 7
Coding region: 1-1635 (544 amino acids)
Source: RefSeq, a predicted model, not a curated record
AUGAAGUCUUCGAGUGUGAAGAUUCAGCAAGGGACAAUUAGCAAUGACGAAUUCCAUGCCGCUAUCACUGCAUUAGCCCCUGCUGCCCCGAAAACCCCUCCUCGAAGCAUCCCGACGCCUGUUAGCAGCACGCCGGUGGUCCGCUCCACGUCGUCGUUUCAGGGCAAGGAGCAGACCAAGAAGAUACUGAAUCAGGCUCUCUUGUACGAGCUCAACGGGACUAUCUUUCGAGGCGUAAACAGCUUCUUCGAAAAAUACUUCGAAAGCUAUAUACCAUCCACAUACCACAGCGCUCCGAGCAUCAGCGCUCUGACGGGCAGUAAGGCCUUGCAGCAGCUCGAUGUCUUCCUGAAGCCUAGAGGCGUUGAUACUUCCAAAUACAACUGGAAGGAUAUACUCGUUCUCAGAGAGCAUAAGCAGUCACACCCCAGCCCUAAAACGCUGCUGCUACAGCUCUCUCGCUACAUGUACAAUCUCUUUAUCAGCCAGCUUAUCCGUCGGUUUGCUUACAGAUUCUUCCUAUACGGAACCAAGAUGGAGCUCUGGAUUUUUGAUAGAUCAAGCUCUUACAGCUCUAGCGAAUUCGAUAUUCACAAGAAGCUCAAUAAGUUUAUACUCUUUCUGGCUGGAUAUGCAUUCAUAAGCGAUAAGAAGCUCAGCCUCAAUACUUUUACUAACUGCAGAAGCAGCAAGCGCACUAUUACUCUUACAAGCAAUAUGUAUAGCAAGAAGAGGAAACUACAGCUAGAUCAGAAGCUAUUCAUUAAGCAGAGAGCACUCCCAGAGGCAGAUCAUCUUAGGCUUGCUUACGAGAAAGGCAUUGAGGGCAUUGCUCAGUUUGUAGGAUAUCAGAGAAUUACGAGCAUUGCUAAUCUCCGCAGCAAUCUCUUCACCAAUCAAUCUGGAUCCCUAACACAAGUACUGCAGCUAGCUCGCCAGAAGAGCCAUAACUCAAGAAAGCGAGCGUCUGUUGACAGCCAGAAUAUAGCUACUGCUAAGAGGCAGAAGUCUAACAGCCACUCCUCAGGGCUCUGCUACGAGCUGAAACCUGAUACUCCGAGCAGUCUAUACAAUCGGAGCUCUAAUUCAUACAACAACCGCCAGCUCGGCUGCCUCGCUAUCUCUCCUGCAGGGCAAGACGUUAUCAGAGCUCAUCGAUCUCUGUACUUGACCAGCAAGAUUCUAUAUAAAGAUAUCUCGAAAAACAAUAUUAUCAUUACAGAUCCUCGCUAUGCUAAUGAAUUUACCGGAAUGCUAAUCAAUCUUAACUUAGCUAAGCAGAUAAGCAGCGGUAGAUCAGGUGCAUGCUAUCAGACUGGCACAAUGGAGUUUAUGGCUAUCGAGGUCCUACGGAACGCUGAAUACACCUUCCGACACAAUCUGGAGUUCUUCUUCUAUGUUCUCCUCUGGGGGCUUAUGCAUGCUGAUGGCUUUGAUGAGCUUCUGGCUCAAUUUCCGCUAUCCCUUGCCUAUGUUAAGCUACUAUGCAGCGAACUUCGCCGGAUUCUAUUUCUCAUCUCAGCUGAAAGCAAGUUAUAUAUUGGCACGCUGCCAGAAUCAGAAUCUCUAUACGAUGCUACUAUUAAAGAAUUCAACAAUGCAAUAUCUAGCAUUGUAUCUUAUCCGGACUCCUGA